AUGAGGGCACCACUGCAGACCAUGAUGUGCCUGGGGUUGUGGGCAGCUGCCCUGCUCUGCUUGUUUUCCCCUGGCACCGUGCGAGGUGACUGCUGGCUGAUUGAGGGGGACAAAGGUUACGUGUGGCUGGCCAUCUGCAGCCAGAACCAGCCCCCGUAUGAGACCAUCCCCCAGCAUAUCAACAGCACGGUGCAUGACUUGCGUCUGAACGAGAAUAAGCUCAAAGUGGUGCUCUACUCCUCCCUCAACCGCUUUGGCAACCUGACUGAUUUGAACCUGACCAAGAAUGAGAUUUCCUAUAUCGAGGAUGGGGCUUUCAUGGGCCAGUCAAACCUCCAGGUCUUACAGCUGGGCUACAACAAACUCACCAACCUGACAGAGGGCAUGUUGCGGGGCAUGGCUCGUCUUCAGUUCCUCUUUGUGCAGCACAAUCUCAUUGAGCUGGUCACCCCUACUGCCUUCUCCGAGUGCCCCAGCUUGAUUAGCAUUGACCUGUCAUCUAACCGUCUCAGUCGCCUGGAGGGGAACACUUUCACCAGCUUGAGCAAUUUGAUGGUGUGCGAGCUGGCUGGCAACCCCUUCAACUGUGACUGCAGCCUCUACAGCUUUCUUAACUGGCUGGCAGUCUUCAACAAUGUCACCAAGAACUAUGACCGGCUCCAAUGUGAGACUCCUCGGGAGUUUGCUGGGUACCCACUCCUGGUACCUCGGCCUCACCACAAUCGCAAUGCCAUCACCAUCUUCCAGUCCAUGUGCAGAGGUGGCACCAUUCCCUCCCUCUCCAGGGUCAACCCCACCCCUUAUACCCCUGACUCCCAGCGAGACCUGGAUGAGGGCUCAGCCAUCAGCCCUGGGGACUUCCUCUCAGUCAAGCCUCCAGCCUCCUCCACCACUGACUCCUCUUUCAGUCCCAGCAUCAAGCUCCAUGAUGUCACCAUCACCUCAGCUAUCCUGAUGGUAACCAUCCCCAUGCCUUACAGUAAGAUGUAUGUGCUGGUCCAGUACAACAACAGCUACGUUUCUGACAUAGCAACACUGAAGAGCAAGAAGGAAUAUGUCACUGUCAACAAGCUGAAGGCCCACACUGAUUAUACUUUCUGUGUGGCCUCCAUCCGCAACAACAGGCGCUACAACCACACUUGCCUGACCUUUGCAACCCGGAGCAAAGGCAGGGAAGACCCUAUUUCCAGUACUUCCACCACCACACACUAUAUCAUGACCACCCUGGGUUGCCUCUUUGGGAUGGUCAUUGUCCUGGGGGUGGUGUACUACUGCCUGCGAAAGCGGAGGAUGCAGGAGGAGAAACAGAAGUCACUCAAUGUCAAAAAGACCAUCCUGGAAAUGCGUUAUGGAUCAGAUAUUGACACCAGUACCAUGGUCCAUCCUUCCCAGAAGCUGGGUGAGCCACCAGUCAUCCCUGUCUCACGGAUGUCCUCCAUCCCUUCCAUGAUUGGGGAGAAGUUGCCCCCAUCAAAGUCAAUGGAAGCUGGUAUGGAGACUCCUAAAGUUACCACUAAAGGUAACUACAUUGAGGUGCGAACUGGUGGUGGGGAUGGGCUGGAGCGAACCCAGCGGGAUGAGGACCUGAGGGAGCUUGACAAUGGACAAGGCUCAGCUGCUGAGAUCUCUACUAUAGCCAAGGAGGUAGACAAGGUCAAUCAGAUCAUCAACAACUGCAUUGAUGCCCUCAAGCUGGACACAGCCUCCUUCCUGGGUGGUGGGACUGGUGUUGACUCAGACAUGGCCUUUGAGUGCCAGUCCAUCCCAGCCAGUUCCUCAGGUGGGCUAGAGCGGCCCAGCUUUCUUUCCCCACCCUACAAGGAGAGCUCCCACCACCCUUUGCAGCGCCAGCUCAGUGCUGAUGCUGCCAUGGCCAGAAAGACCUGCAGUGUCUCCUCUAGUGGUUCCAUCAAGAGCGCCAAGGUCUUCAGCUUGGAUGUGCCUGACCAUCCACCGCUCAGCAAGUCUGACUCCAAAUACAUUGAGAAGGGCAGCCCACUCAAUAGCCCUUUGGAUCGUCUUCCCUUGGUGUCCCCGGGCACCAUCCACCACUUGGAGGUCAAGCCUUCUUACCAUUGCAGUGAGCACCGUCACUCCUUCCCGGCCCUGUAUUAUGAAGAAAGUGCUGACACCUUGAGCCAGCGGGUGUCGUUCCUCAAGCCACUCUCCCGGUCCAAGCGAGACUCCACGUACUCCCAGCUCUCCCCCAGACACUACUUCUCAGGCUACUCCUCCAGCCCUGAGUACUCAUCAGAGAGCACCCAUAAGAUCUGGGAGCGUUUCCGGCCUUACAAGAAGCACCACAGGGAGGAGGUUUACAUGGCGGCUGGGCAUGCCCUGCGGAAGAAAGUUCAGUUUGCCAAGGAUGAGGAUCUGCAUGACAUCCUGGAUUACUGGAAAGGAGUCUCUGCUCAGCAGAAGCUGUGACUCUCCCUCACUUUUUCCAAGGAAAGAAUACAAAACAGGACCCCCACCUCCCAACAACCAGAAAAAAAAAAUGCCACUUGACUGUGAAAAAUAAACCACCAACAAAAUACUCCCGACAAAUACAAAACUGACAAAAUUGUUUCUUAAAGUUUACAACAGAAAACUCUCUCACACACAGACACACACAGACACACACAUGCUGAAUUGUCUCUACUGUGUUAUGGGGACCAUUGUUCUGCCUGCAGAUGGUUGGGAGGAGCGUCCUUCUCCAACACUGUGGUAACAACACUGGAGUGCGG
Messenger RNA from Antrostomus carolinensis (chuck-will's-widow), 2726 nucleotides. RefSeq names its product extracellular leucine rich repeat and fibronectin type III domain containing 2 (gene ELFN2). Gene Ontology annotation, molecular function: protein binding. NCBI's taxonomy places the organism in Eukaryota, Metazoa, Chordata, Aves, Caprimulgiformes, Caprimulgidae. The record is from RefSeq and is a predicted model, not a curated record. The coding region runs from base 1 to 2427 and encodes 808 amino acids. The transcript has a single exon. Gene Ontology annotation, cellular component: plasma membrane.